GGGGGAGGAAUAGUGCCCCAUCGUUGGUGUCAGUGGGGGAGGAAUAGUGCCCCAUCGUUGGUGUCAGUGGGGAGGAGGAACAGUGCCUCAUCGUUGGUGUCAGUGGGGGAGGAGGAAUAAUGCCCCAUCGUUGGUGUCAGUGGGGAGGAGGAACAGUGCCUCAUCGUUGGUGUCAGUGGGGUAGGAACAGUGCCUCAUCGUUGGUGUCAGUGGGGAGGAGGAACAGUGCCUCAUCGUUGGUGUCAGUGUGGGAGAGGAACAGUGCCUCAUCGUUGGUGUCAGUGGGGAGGAGGAACAGUGCCUCAUCG
Messenger RNA from Staurois parvus, 308 nucleotides. The record is from the annotation of a GenBank genome assembly. Lineage: Eukaryota; Metazoa; Chordata; Amphibia; Anura; Ranidae.